GAACCGAAUUUUGGUUUGGCGCAACUCCGAGUGUAUCAUCUUCUUACAUUACCUCUUUAGGGCAUUGCUUUAAUAUCUCAAAACCAAAGAUUUUGGAGGGAAUUCAGAAGCUUUAAAUUUCUGUUUCAAAAAAAAUCUGAAAGAAAAAAGAAUUCUCGAGGAAGAAAUCUCAAUCCUGAUAAUCAUUUCUUGACAAGCAUUGCAGAGCUCGAGAAUCAUCAUCAUCAUGGCUGCGACUUUUUCAUACAAAACUGUAGUUCAACCGAAGAUGGUUUCUUCUAAAACCCUAGCAAGUCCUCGUUUUUUUUCGAGAAUUUGUUCUCCUGCAAGAACUUUUAAUGGAUCAUUGGUAUCUCGAAACAAAGGGUUUUGUGUCCCUGCACUAUGUGCUGUGCCUGGGACUGUGAAUUCUGUCGUUACGGUUGAAGACAAGAAGAUCGAGAAUCCGAUUAUCGUCAUUGAUAAUUACGACAGUUUCACUUACAAUCUUUGCCAGUAUUUGGGAGAGCUGGGUUGCAACUUCGAGGUAUACCGAAACGAUGAACUUACCGUGGAGGAGUUGAAGAAGAAAAAUCCAAGAGGAGUGCUUAUAUCUCCAGGACCAGGUGCACCUCAAGAUUCAGGGAUAUCAUUACAAACUGUUUUGGAGCUUGGACCUACAGUACCUUUAUUUGGUGUUUGUAUGGGAUUGCAGUGCAUUGGGGAAGCUUUUGGGGGAAAGAUUGUGCGCGCUCCUUUUGGUGUUAUGCAUGGGAAAAGUUCUCCUGUAUAUUAUGAUGAAAAGGGGGAAGAUCUGUUCUCAGGAUUGUCUAACCCUUUUACUGCGGGUAGAUAUCAUAGUCUUGUGAUCGAAAAUGAGAGUUUUCCUAGUGAUGAACUUGAGAUUACAGCAUGGACAGAGGAUGGAUUGAUUAUGGCUGCUCGUCACAAAAAGUAUAGGCAUCUUCUGGGUGUUCAGUUCCAUCCUGAAAGCAUCAUAACAACAGAAGGUAAAACCAUCGUUCGAAAUUUUGUCAAAAUGAUUGAGAGAAUUGAGGGUAAAUCCCAAAAGUGAAGUUUCAAUGCAAUAUUAUGUUUACGGAGUAUUAAACAAUGUCUAUGAUGUACUGUAAAGCAGAGCAAGGGAGGUUGUAAAAAUAAAAUGGUCUGUAAUAGCACUUAGACCAAAAUAAAUCAUACAGUGUUCCAUUUUCA
This is a messenger RNA of Macadamia integrifolia, 1194 nucleotides long. RefSeq names its product anthranilate synthase beta subunit 1, chloroplastic-like. Gene Ontology annotation, biological process: L-tryptophan biosynthetic process. The transcript has 8 exons. Gene Ontology annotation, cellular component: cytosol. The record is from RefSeq and is a predicted model, not a curated record. Bases 227 to 1054 code for a protein of 275 amino acids. Lineage: Eukaryota; Viridiplantae; Streptophyta; Magnoliopsida; Proteales; Proteaceae.